AUGUCACAAACAAAUCGACAUGUUAAAUUAGAUGAAGUUUGGGCAAAAUUAUUAGACGGUAUUAAUCAUGUUUAUCAAUUUCAAGGGAUGAAAAAACCCGCUUAUAUGCUACUUUAUACUCAUGUAUAUGAUUAUUGUAUAAGUAAUCCAAAUCAGUCAAGAACAGUUCCAGGAACUUCUAGGGUGCAUAUAGGUGGUUUAUCAAGAUCAAAUGGACAAGAUGGAGCAAAUAUUGUUGGAGGAGAAUUAUAUAAUAAAUUGAAGAAUUAUCUAAAAGACUACUUGAAAGAUGUUUGCCAAAGUGGAGUCGAUCUACAAGGCGAAGGCGUUCUUCGUUUUUAUACAAAUCGUUGGGAAAAAUAUCAAUUUUCGAGUAAAGUGAUGAAUGAUUUCUGUUCAUAUAUUAAUCGUCAUUGGGUACAACGUGAAUUCAAUUCCGGACGAAAGGAUAUAUACGAAAUAUAUACUAUGGCUAUGGAUUCUUGGCAAAAAGUUGUUUUUCAACCAUUACAUAAACAAGUUACACAUGCUUGUCUUGAUUUGAUAAAAUCCGAACGAAAUAAUGAAAUAAUAAAUACUCGAUUAAUUAGUGGUGUUAUUCAAAGCUAUGUGGCACUUGGUUUUACUGAAGAGUUAACGAACAGUAGCCAUAUAACAUCACCAACAUUGACAAUAUAUAGAGACUAUUUUGAACUCUACUUUCUACAUGAUACAGAACAAUUCUACCGGUUAGAAGCAGCAACAUUUCUUGUUCAUAAUUCCGUUACUGAGUAUCUAAAAAAAGUCGCAACACGUCUUGAUGAAGAAGUGCAUCGAGUGCAAUCAUAUUUACAUCCAUCAACAUUAUCGAUAUUGAUUAAAAAAGUUGAAGAGGUUCUUAUUCGUGAUCAACUUGAUGCUAUUUAUACAGAAGCAAAAAAACUUCUGCGCGACGAGCGAUAUCAAGACUUAGCACUUCUCUUCAAAUUAACCAAUCGAAUACCAAAUGCUACUAAUGAGCUGAAAAAGAUUGUCGAAAAUCAUAUUUAUGAAAUGGGUAUAAAUACAAUUGAACGUGUUAGUGGAACAGCAAUAAAUGAUCCAAAAGUUUAUAUCGAAACGGUAAUUGAUAUUCAUAAGAAAUUCUUAAAACUCGUACAAGAAUCGUUUAAUGGUGAACAAGGUUUUACUGCUGCACUAGAUAAAGCUUGUGGUAAAUUUAUAAAUAAUAAUGUAGUAACACAAUCAGCUGGCAGUACAACAAAAUCACCUGAAUUAUUAGCUCGAUAUUGUGAUGCAUUGCUUAGAAAAGGAAGUAAAGCUGUUGAAGAAACAGAUCUUGAAGAAAAAUUCAAUCAAAUUAUGAUUGUUUUUAAUUACAUUGAAGAUAAAGAUGUCUAUCAAAAAUUUUAUAGUAAAAUGUUAGCAAAACGUUUAGUUGGUCAAUUAAGCGCUUCAGAUGAUUAUGAAGAAUCAAUGAUAUCAAAACUAAAACAAGCGUGUGGUUUCGAAUAUACUUCAAAACUACAGCGUAUGUUUCAAGACAUUGGCGUGAGUAAAACGCUACUAACUGAAUACGAAAAAUACUGUGAAAAUCAUUCCAUAACUGAUACAGCUGAUUUUUCGGUUAUGGUUCUUAGUUCAAAUUCUUGGCCAUUUUCUGGUUCUUCUAAUUUUGUCAUUCCCUUAGAAUUAAAAUCAACAUUUAAUAGUUUUACUGAAUUUUAUACACAUCGACAUAAUGGGCGAAAAUUAACUUGGCUUCAUCAACAUUCGAAAGGAGAACUACAGACAUAUUUUACUACGCAAAAAUAUAUAUUACAAGUAUCAACUUAUCAAAUGGUAGUUUUAUUAUUAUUUAAUAAAGUAUUGACUUGGACAGUGGAAAGACUUCAAGAUGAAACACAAAUAAAAUCUGAAUUAUUAUUACAAGUUAUUUUGGGCUUAUUAAAGAGUAAAUUAUUAAUAUGUACAGAUAUAAAUGAUGAUGAAAUAGAUGAAGAUUUUAAAGAGAGUGAUAUUAAAACACAUUAUUCUAUUCGGUUAUCAACUGAUUUUAGGAGUAAAAAACUUCGAAUAAAUCUAAACGUUCCAUUGAAAUCCGUCGAACAAAAAGAUAUUGAAGGAGUACAUCGAACGAUAGAUGAAGAUCGUAAAAUGGUUAUUCAAGCUGCGAUCGUGCGAAUUAUGAAAGCUCGACAAACAUUAAGACAUGCGUUACUAAUGCAAGAAGUUAUUCAACAAUUAAGUUCACGAUUCAGACCGAAAAUUCCUGUUAUUAAAAAAUGUAUUGAUGUACUAAUCGAAAAAGAAUAUCUCGAAAGGCAAUCGAAUGAGAAAGAUGUUCUACGUUAUUUAGCAUAA
Messenger RNA from Rotaria socialis, 2343 nucleotides. The record is from the annotation of a GenBank genome assembly. NCBI's taxonomy places the organism in Eukaryota, Metazoa, Rotifera, Eurotatoria, Philodinida, Philodinidae.